This is a messenger RNA of Pyrenophora tritici-repentis Pt-1C-BFP, 6729 nucleotides long. The record is from RefSeq and is a predicted model, not a curated record. NCBI's taxonomy places the organism in Eukaryota, Fungi, Ascomycota, Dothideomycetes, Pleosporales, Pleosporaceae.
AUGAAAGCCCCAGCUACUUCCCAGGCGCCGCUAAAGGCCACUUCAGACGUCGAGGACAUCGUGGAGCCCAUCGCUAUCGUCGGAUUUGGUUUCAAGUUCCCACAAGACAUUACCAACACCGAAAGCUUAUGGAAGUUACUAAUGGAGCGCCGGUCUACCAUGACCGAGAUUCCGAAGAAUAGAUGGAACAUUGAUGGUUUUUACAAAGAGCAUGGCCAUCGACCUGGCACAGUCAAGAAUCGCGGUGGGCAUUUUCUCGCAGAUGACCCAGCGCGAUUCGACGCACCCUUCUUCUCUAUCCAGCCAGCUGAGGCAGAAUGUAUGGAUCCACAGCAACGGUUGCUACUUGAGACAAGCUAUCAUGCUCUUGAAAAUGCCGGAAUUCCUAUGCAGUCAGCCAUGGGUACAAGGACUUCUGUACAUGUCGGCUGUUUACUACAGGAAUACAGUCAAAUCUCGCAGAGAGAUGCGCAAAUGCCUGGUGACUACCGUAUCGUCGGGUCCAGUGGGCUAGCUAUGCUUGCCAAUCGAUUGAGUUGGUUUUAUGAUUUCAGCGGACCAAGUAUGACUGUCGAUACAGCGUGCUCUGGCGGGCUUGUUGCACUCCAUCUAGCAUGCCAGGAAUUACUCACCGGUAAUGUGAACAUGUCUCUUGUUUGUGGCAACAAUCUGUGUCUGCUACCAGACUCUACAGCCCUACUUAGCAGUCUGAACAUGAUGUCCAAGGAUAGUGUCUGUUACUCUUUCGACGAAAGAGCUUCUGGUUAUGCACGUGGCGAAGGCUUCGGUGUACUGGUCUUGAAACGUCUUUCACAGGCCAUUACAGAUGGCGAUACCAUUCGUGGCGUCAUCCGAUCUACCGGUUGCGGGCAAGACGGCAAUACGCCUAGCAUCACAUCGCCAAGUCAGACGGCACAAGAACGUCUUAUUCGUGAGACAUACGCUCGAGCGGGUCUCAGUCUUGAUGAGACUCGAUACUUUGAAGCGCAUGGCACUGGAACUCCGGUUGGUGACCCAUGCGAGGCAGCCGCCAUCAAUAGUGUCUUUAGUUCUCGAACACCGGAAGAGCCCAUGUACGUCGGGGCACUCAAGUCAAACAUGGGCCAUCCAGAAGGUGCUAGUGGGAUAGCGGGUGUCAUCAAAACACUUCUCGUGCUUGAGAAUGGUAUCAUUCCACCAAACGUAUACCCUGAGCGCAUCAACCCAGCUGUUACGUUAGCUGGACCAAACCUAAGGUUCCCACUUGAACCGGUGGUAUGGCCUACGAAUGGUAUACGGCGCGCAAGUGUCAACUCCUUUGGAUAUGGCGGAACAAAUGCGCAUGUUGUUAUUGAUGAUGCGCUCAGUUUUCUGAAUGAACGUGGGCUGCAUAGCCGACACUGCACUCGAGCACUUCAAAGUAUCCAAGAACAUUGCGUGGCGGACCAAGAAGCAUCGACGAUAAUCGAUGACACUCCUGGAUCUACUGACUGUGAAAGACUCGAGCACGAGCGACAACGCUAUGACAGCAUCACGAGCAUUGGUGGACCCGAACCGAAAACAGAAUCCUUAUCAACCAACGAAACACCUUCCCGUGCGACUUCUGAAACAGAAGACGAGAACAUUCGUCUCACUGAAGCUUUCAAUUCGAGCCCGAAAUUGCUAGUUGUGUCUGGAUUCGAUGAGCGCGCUGUACGGAGAUCAGUCACAGCUCUGCAGCGUUGGAUGCAAGAUCAUAUAGUCGAUGAUAACCGAGUACAGGGUCUUGAGGAUCUCGCAUAUACUUUGGCCGAAAAACGCACCUCUUUCCCUUGGAAUACCGUAUGCGUCGCGCCAUCAGAAUCGACUCCACACCUUGCAUGGCCUGUCCCUAUGCGAAUGAGGCAGAGAGUAGAUGUGUGCUUUGUUUUUACCGGACAAGGUGCGCAGUGGCACGGUAUGGGCCGUGAACUAUUGGCAUACGAAACUUUCCGAGAUUCCAUGCUCCAAGCCGACCGAUUUUUUAAGGCUCUUGGUAGCGAAUGGUCUUUGAUGGAUGAACUUUACAACAAGAACAAGGAAGAAUCGGCCAUAAAUCAGCCUGAGCUCAGCCAACCCAUCUGUACAGCCCUGCAAGUCGCGAUUGUGGACUUGCUGACCUCCUGGAAACUUGGCGCCCGCGCAUCCGUCGGUCAUUCUUCUGGCGAAAUUACUGCUGCAUAUACCAGUAAGGCAAUAUCCCGAGAGUCUGCCUGGAUGAUUGCCUACUUCCGCGGAUUAGCUGUCGCAAUCACUCAAAACAUUACAUCCUUCCAAGGUGCCAUGAUCGCUGUUCAGGCGCCUCUUGAUGUCUGGGAACAUCUGAUGACUGAACAGAAUGCUGCGUAUCCAAGUGAUCGAGUGUCCAUUGCUUGUUACAGCAGUCCAAGGAGCUUUACUGUGUCCGGUUCCCACGAUGCCAUCCAUCGGCUGGUUGAUAUGCUCAAAGAAGCGAGCAUUGAAGUCCAUAUUCUCAAGAUCAAUGUCGCAUACCAUUCACAACACAUGCAACCGGUAGCUGGCGUGUAUAGCAAGCUUCUUCGUGGUAUCGAUUGUGGGGAGCAAACCGAAAACCAGCCGUUAUUUGUAUCUACCGUGACUGGUGACAGUCUAGGAGAGACGGAUGAGUUGAGAACCGCCCAGUAUUGGAAUAGAAACCUUACUGGAGCUGUCAAAUUUUCAACGGCCUUGGAUACGAUUUGCAAACACCAGGAUGCUUCAUCCUACUUUUUCCUCGAGAUCGGUCCGCAUUCAGUACUGCGUUCGCCUCUGGGGGAAAUUCUGAAGGCUCAUGACAGAGAUGUCACAUUGGACUAUGCUUCUGUACUGCGGCGCGAUCGUUCGAGCUCCAUUACGGCUCUAGAGUGCGCUGGGAAACUCUACACAAUAGGUGCAUCGAUAGACAUUGCUGCUGUUAACAAGAGCAGCGGUCCCAGCCCAAAGUUUCUCACAUCUCUUCCAGGCUAUCAGUUUGAAGACAAGAAGAAAUACUGGCUGGAAGGGAGAACCAGCAUUCAGUACCGUCAGACGAAAUUUGUUCACCAUGAACUUCUCGGGUCGCGCACUCCAGACUGGAACGAGCACGAAGCACGCUGGACUAAUCGAAUCCUCUUGGAACAGUCACCAUACCUUAAGGACCAUAUGAUUAACGGUAUGUGUCUUAUGCCUGCUGCCGGCAUGCUUGUGAUGGCUAUCGAAGCUGUGCGACAAUUCUACGGCGAACGCGCUACAAGGGCGACUGGAUACAAGCUUCGGGACGUAACGUUUACAAAAGCCAUGACGCUAUCUGGGGAUCCUCGUGGGACUGAAAUCCAGUUCACAUUGCGACCUGCAAAUCUUGACCCGCGAGAUGAGCUGCCAGGAAGCCUGUGGGAUCAUUUCUCCCUCUACACCUACGAGGACGAAGGAUGGCAUCUGUGUUGUGCUGGGUCAAUCUCGAUCGACUAUCAUGAAGCUACUGGUGGCUCGGAGAUUUUGGAAGAGAAGAAGUGUAACAUGAACCUAGCCCUGGAAGAAUGCGGCAACGAAAUCGACAGUGGAGAGAUCUAUGGCGCAUUCAACCAGGCUGGUCUGGCAUACGGUCCAACCUUUCGGGGAAUGUGCAAUGUAAAAUGGGACAAACACAGUCAGGCUACUGGCACGAUUGGUCUCCGCGACUGGGAGGCUCAAGCAAGGUUCGACUACAGCGAUACGCAUCUCAUUCACCCAGCUGCCCUAGACACAAUAUUGCAGCUGACAUUCCCGGCGUAUUCCAUCUACGCCAAAGAUUCUUCGGCGACGACGGUGCCCACAGGCUUUAGCAAUGCGUGGUUCUCGGCCGGAUUGGCCACCGCAUCUUGCAAUCGUCAAGAGGUUCACGUGCAUGCCAAAGUGUCUGGACGUGGCUUCCGCAACAAGUUAUUCACUGUCACAGCCGCUUUUGCCGGUACCCAAGACCCGUGUUUCUUUGGGGAACUUGAAACCUCGACAAUCGGUCGCAGUGUCGCCCCCAGCCCCGAGAAGUCGCAUCGCAGUCUCUAUAGGAUUGAAUGGCAGUCAGCAGACUUUGAUAGCAUCGCGUUGGACUCUGAAUUGCCCGCGACGUUGACAUCCACCAUCCGUGUGGUUUUUGAUGAUGCGAACGAGCUACAGACGAGCCUCGCACGAGCAAUAUAUGAGAAAUUUCUAGUGCACCAUGGACCUCAGGCCCUAAUACCUUGGAAUGUUGCUACGGAGAGCGACGUAGCAGACACGACCUGUGUGUUCCUCCCGGGGUUGGAUGGCACCUUUCUUCAAUGCCUGGAAGAGGAGGACCUAGAAAAAGUCAAAUUUCUUCUCGCAACAACCAAAUCGCUCAUCUGGGUCACAUUCCAGCACCACGCUGUAAAUGAGAACCCCACGGAGGGCCUAGUGUCAGGACUGGUUCGUACGCUUGCAACUGAAUCCGAAGACUACAGGCUCGUAAGUGUCAAUUUGAACGUGCAGAAUGGCAUUAUCCACCAACAAACGGAUCCUGAAGACGAGUACUGCGAAAUAGACGACUCGUUGUGCACUCCUCGGGUCGUCGAUGACGACGAGCUUGCCAAUCAAGCUCUGCCUUCUGAGCAGUCGGUACAAUAUGUCGAGAAGCCCUGGAGUGAAUUGGACAACCCAAAGCUUACGAUUGGCGCUGCUGGCAUUCUCAACACUUUGCACUAUGAACAGAGCUCUGAUUACGACAAUGCCAUAGCGGCCGAUGAUGUUGUCGUCGAGAUCAAGGCGACAGGGCUUAAUGCUCGAGACCUCUUGGUCGCUAUCGGACAAGUGCACGAUGAAGUUUUCGGCAGCGAAAUCGCCGGUGUUGUUGUUCGUGUUGGGUCGUCAAGUACCCGCUUCAAAGUUGGUGAUAGGGUUUUUGGUGUAGCCACGUCUGGUGUUAUGCAGGUUGUGCACUGCAAAAGUUUCCAGCUGCGCGAGAUUCCAGCAAGCAUGAGCUUCCAUGAAGCUGCAGCUUUCCCAGUGGCAUACUGUACGGCUUACUAUGCACUCGUCGAGGGUGCGAGGAUCAAGAACAACAACUCAAUUCUUAUCCACCACGGUGUGAGUGCAACGGGUCAAGCUGCAAUCAAGAUUGCUCAACUUUAUGGGUGCACAGAUGUCCUCGUCACCGUUAAUUCGGUGGGUGAAGCGAACUUCCUGAAGAAUCAGUGUGGUAUUCUAGAAUCACACAUCUUUAUUGCUGAAGAGCGAAACUUGGCACACAGAAUCUGCCAUUUGACUGAUGAAAGAGGUGUAGAUGUUGUUCUAGGCAGUCCUGGGGUUUUGCAACAAUCGUGGCCAUGCAUAGCACCAUUCGGCCGCUUCAUCGACAUAGGAGAAAAGGAUGUCUUUGUCUCUACGGCAAAUGGUUCCAAGCAGAUUGCGAUACCACCAUCGACGCAGAACAUAAGCUUUACCCGCGUAAACUUCCAAGAGCUCGCACAAAGCACUAUGUUCACGGGCAUUUUCGAGCAAGUCCUCUUGCUGAUUACGGAUAGCAACGUGGGCCCACCUCAACCACUCACUGUUUUUAAGCAGAGCGAGAUUGAGCAAGCGUUCCGAGCUCUGCAGGAAGAAAAACUAGUUGGCAAAGUCGUGGUAGAGAUGAAGGGCGAAGAGCUUGUUGAGAUGGAAGUUGCGCCAAACGCCUCCGAGCCACUCUUCCGUGCAGACGCGAGCUACCUUGUCGCUGGGGCAUUCGGCGGUAUAGGCCAAAGCAUCACCCGGUGGAUGGUUGAGAACGGUGCUAAGCACUUGAUUUUACCAUCAAGAUCGCUCGUCGAAGGAACAGAUUGUGUGCGUUUGCAGUUCGUAAACGAGCUUCGUACGCAAGGCGCCAUCGUUCACGCUCCAGUGUGCGACAUUGCAAAUGCAUCUCAACUCGAGUCAACGCUCAAUUCUCUCUCCUCAAUGCCCGCGGUUGCAGGCUGCAUUCAAGCCGCAAUGUCUAUGCACGAUUCGUCCUUUGCGAAAAUGACCAUCGCACAAUGGCACGAAUCGCUCGCUCCAAAAGUGUCCGGGUCCUGGAACCUGCACACGCUUCUUCCGCGGAAUUUGGACUUUUUCGUGAUGCUCUCUUCUUCCACGGGAAUCAUGGGUUCCUUUGGUCAAGCAAACUACACAGCAGGUAACACAUACCAAGAUAACCUAGCUUUGCAUCGUAUGCGCAACGGCCAACGCGCUCAUACGCUUGCUCUAAGCAUGGUAACAGGCGUCGGCUAUGUUGCGCAAAACGAGCAAGUUCAGUCCCUACUGCGCGUUCGCGGCAUGCUAGAGGAAGUCAGUCUCAAUGACAUCUAUGCGCUCCUGCGCUUCUGCUGUGACGCCGAACGCGUCGACGCCAGUACGAUUGGCCCGAAUAUCAUAACACCUCUCACUCUCCCCGCAGACCUGCGCGCGUUGAACAUCGUUGCGCCGCUCGGCAGUACACGCCCCAUUUACCACUAUCUUGACACUCUUCCUGCGCGCAUCAAACCCUCACCUACUGCACAAAAUAGCACGUCACACCUUCUCUCUUCUGCCACAUCUCUCGCACAAGCAACCGACAUUGUCGUCUCGGCCAUUCAAACACAACUUUCGAGUCUCCUCGUCGUCGCCAAAGAGGACAUUGAUCCGCAAAGGGCGAUCUAUCGGUACGGCGUAGACUCGCUGGUUGCAGUUGAGAUGCGGAAUUGGUUUAGCAAAGCCGUAGGUGCGGAUGUGGCGACGAGUGAGAUUAUGAGCGAUAGGGAGUAA